Messenger RNA from Ilex paraguariensis (yerba mate), 281 nucleotides. Lineage: Eukaryota; Viridiplantae; Streptophyta; Magnoliopsida; Aquifoliales; Aquifoliaceae. The record is from the annotation of a GenBank genome assembly.
AUGAGUUUGCCGCGCACUGCAGGAGGAGGGGCAGUUACACCUGGAGGAACAGCUGCACCGACUUUCAACAUACCAUCACCGCCAGGGACUACCAUACCACUCUAUGGCAGUGGAGGACUAACACCGGGGGGCAUGGGACCCGGGUUGCCCAACACGCAGAAUUCGAAGGAUUCUCUGGAGUUCUCCAUCACUACUACCUUAAUUUCCCUUGCUUUGUUGCUUGUUAUUGUUCAACCGAUGUGAGUUCUUUGAAGAGGAAGUACAUUUGUCUAAAUGAGGAG